GUCCCUGCUGCGUGUGCUGCUGCCACUGUCAGGGCCGUGCUGGCUUCGUGGCUGCUGGGUGAGCGGCUGUCCCCGCUCGGAAAACUGGGGUGCGUGCUCUGCUGUGUCGGUUGCAUUGAGAUCAUCAUCCACACCCCCAAGGGCAGCGAAGUCAAGCGUCUGGCUGAGCUCGAGGACCGCCUCACUGACCCAGUGUUCUGGGUCUACGUGGCCCUGGUGCUGCUGGCGCUGCUGGCGCUCGUGCGUGCAGCGGCAUCUCCCGCCGGAAGCUCUGACGCGCUGGUGCCGAUCGCCAUCUGCUCACUGUUCGGCAGCUUCACGGUGCCGAGCGCCAAGGGCCUGGGCCUCGCCGUCUCGGAGCUGCUGCCCUCGGCGGCGCCCCCCGGCGCGCCGCACGCCACGCGGCUGGCGCUGGCCGCAGCGGCGGUGCUCGCGGUAUCGCUGCCGGCACAGCUGCGGUAUCUGACGCGCGCACUGGCCGUGUCCAGCUCGGCCACAGUGGUGCCCGUGUACUACGCCGGCUUCACCGUCUCGGUGACGGCGGCAUCCUCCGUGCUGUUCCGCGAGUGGGCCGGCGCGAGCGCGGUAGCGGCGCUGGGUGCGGCGUGCGGUUUUGUGACCGUGUGCGCCGGAGUGGUGCUGGUGGAGGCCUACAGAGACGGUGACCCCCCCUUUGCCACGCCAGCCGCCACAAAAGCGAGACUGACAUUGGGCGGUUCUGACGAUGGGCCGAUAUGGCCCAUAAGUCCUCCGUGGACCCGCGACGCGCAGUGGCCUCGUGCGGUUCCCGUGAGUCGCGGAUCGGGGCAGGGUUGCUCCCGCAGUUGCCACCUCUGA
This is a messenger RNA of Lethenteron reissneri (Far Eastern brook lamprey), 837 nucleotides long. RefSeq names its product magnesium transporter NIPA1-like. Gene Ontology annotation, biological process: magnesium ion transport. Gene Ontology annotation, cellular component: membrane. The record is from RefSeq and is a predicted model, not a curated record. Gene Ontology annotation, molecular function: magnesium ion transmembrane transporter activity. Lineage: Eukaryota; Metazoa; Chordata; Hyperoartia; Petromyzontiformes; Petromyzontidae.